GUGUAUGUCUGGGGUGGUGGUAAAAUUACACCACAGAAAGUAGAUUUCUUCACCAAGGAAAAGAGUCCAAUUCAAGUUGAUUGUGGUGAAUGUCAUUUUGCUGUAUUAACUGUUGAAAAAGAAGUAUUUACAUGGGCAAAUCCCCAGGGUGGUAUAGAUAUUGUGGGUCAGUUAGGCCAUGGUGAUACUGCUGGUUAUAAAACACCUAGAUUAAUACAAGGUUUAUCUGGUAUACAUAUUAAACAAAUAUCUUGUGGUAAAGAUUUUACUCUCUGUUUAUCAAAUGAAGGUAAAGUGUAUGGUUUUGGAUCAGAUUAUAAUGGUUGUAUGGGAAGAGGUUAUGAAGGUGAUGAUGUGUUAUCACCUACAUUAAUAGAGUAUUUUAAUGAUACACCUGUAGCAGAAGUAUCUUGUGGUGAUUCUCAUUGUGUUAUUUUAACAACAGAAGGUCAUGUUUAUACUUGGGGCUGUGGAGAAUUUGGUAUGCUAGGACUUGGUUCUGAAGAUGACUAUAAUACUCCUCAAAAGGUAUCAAUACCAGGUAAACAUCUAAUAAAACAUGUAUAUGCUGGAAGUGACGGUACCUUUCUACUAGCUAGUAAUGGUAGAUUAUUAGCUACUGGUAGUAAUGAAAACAAUAAAUUGGGCUUUAAUUCACAGACAUCUGGUCUCAGAAAACGAAAGAAAAAGGUGUACGAUAUACCAUGUAAAUGUAGUUUUAGUACAGUUAAACCACUUAGUAGAAAUCAUAUUAUAUCUGUUGCUACUGGACCUAGUCAUUCUGCCUGUAUUGACAAUUUUGGUUUCUUAUAUACAUUUGGUAGUAAUAAGUAUGGACAGCUAGGUUUAGGUGAUUAUAAGAAACGAUCAACAUUAUAUCGUGUUGGUGGUGUAUUAGCUGGUAGAAGGGUAGAAAAAGUAUCAUGUGGUGAUGGAUUUACUGUUGCUGCUACUGAUGAUAAUCAGAUCUAUUCAUGGGGUCAUGGUGAAAAUGGUAAAUUAGGAGCUAUAUUUAAAGAACAUGGACAGAAGAGUAGUGUCAAGUGUACAGCUUUACCUAGACCUAUAUUUGGUUCUCUACAUGUUGUACCUUGUUUGUCAUCAUAUCAUUGGAAUAAUAUUAUUAUAGCAGAAAAAGUCUUGAAUCAGAAAACACUAAAACCUCGAGUUUCUUCACCAAAAUGUAAGUUUAUGUCUAAUAUUCAGUAG
Lottia gigantea (owl limpet) is the source of this 1209-nucleotide messenger RNA. RefSeq lists its product as hypothetical. Lineage: Eukaryota; Metazoa; Mollusca; Gastropoda; Lottiidae. The annotation marks the transcript as partial. The transcript has 9 exons. The record is from RefSeq and is a predicted model, not a curated record.